Fusarium graminearum PH-1 is the source of this 693-nucleotide messenger RNA. RefSeq lists its product as uncharacterized. Gene Ontology annotation, biological process: tRNA 3'-end processing; tRNA 5'-leader removal; endonucleolytic cleavage in ITS1 to separate SSU-rRNA from 5.8S rRNA and LSU-rRNA from tricistronic rRNA transcript (SSU-rRNA, 5.8S rRNA, LSU-rRNA). The transcript is spliced from 6 exons. Bases 1 to 693 code for a protein of 230 amino acids. NCBI's taxonomy places the organism in Eukaryota, Fungi, Ascomycota, Sordariomycetes, Hypocreales, Nectriaceae. The record is from RefSeq and is a predicted model, not a curated record. Gene Ontology annotation, cellular component: multimeric ribonuclease P complex; ribonuclease MRP complex. Gene Ontology annotation, molecular function: ribonuclease P activity; ribonuclease MRP activity.
AUGUUUCCCGCUGUUGCGCCAUCGGUCUAUCAAUCACCAAAAUGUUUCGUGACACACGGUACUAUGGGCCAUGUUGAUACCAAGCAAGCUCCUCGUAAAGGCAAGCCUUGGGCAGCAAUCACGUCUCUAGAUUUUUUUCAUAAGGUCGAUCUGAUCCUGCCCGUAGAAGUUCAUGAUGCAGUCAGUAAGCAGCUUGCCAAGACUGAUGAGCUUCCACGUUAUUCAAGAGUAGUGAUGUCUCUUGGAGAUAUCUUACAAGGUGACUUCUUUACGAAGUACAUUAAAAAAGGUGUUCUUACAAUGUACGUGGAUAAAGAGACACAUGAACGCGCAGGUCUUCCAGGAAAGCCCUAUGGGCCGAAGGGUGGAAGAGGAUCCAAACCUCGUUGGACUAUAACAUAUAACCUCAGAGAUCCAUCGAUGCUCCGCGGAAAAAAGGGCUUCGAUAGAUUGAUCUAUGCAUGCAAAAACGUCUUCAAUCAACCUAUGACAUGGCUAUUUUGCGACAAGACGCCCCAAAUUCUCAGUCCAGACCCGCUACAACAGUUCUUCCCUACGACCUUCACCUCGACACCCAUCGUAUCUCAAAAUCUUGCUGUUGUUCAACCAAUUCUCGAUGUUGACCCAGAGAUUCUUGCAGAGGACAACCGUGAAGCUCUCGAGUACUUUGCAACAGAGAGGCGAUAUUGUUAA